CUCUCUCUCUGGUCUUUCUCUCUCUAAAAACAAGCACCAUAGUUUUGGCCCAUAAAACAAACCCAUUUGAUAGCCAAAACCCAGAACUACCAUGGGCGUGGACAUGUCGAAUCCUCCAACUUCUCGUACCAAAGACUUCUUUGCCUCUCCUGCUCUCUCUCUCAGUCUCGCUGGGAUUUUUCGAGAUGGGGCGGCGGCGGCAGCGGCUGCGAAUAUGGAGGUGGAGGAGGGAGAAGAGGGAAGUGUAGGAGGUGGCGGCGGAGCAAGAGGGAGGAGAGAGGAUACGGUGGAGAUUAGCAGUGAGAAUUCGGGACAUGCAAGGUCACGCUCCGAUGAAGAUUUCGACGGCGACGGUGACCAUGACGACGACGGAGACGGCGGCGACGGCGACGGAGACGGCGGCGAUGGGAACAAGAAAAAGAAGAGAAAGAAGUAUCAUAGGCACACCGCCGAGCAAAUCAGAGAAAUGGAAGCGUUGUUUAAAGAAUCACCACACCCUGAUGAGAAACAAAGGCAACAACUGAGCAAGCAAUUAGGCCUUGCCCCUAGACAAGUCAAAUUCUGGUUUCAAAAUCGUCGAACACAAAUCAAGGCUAUACAAGAACGCCAUGAGAAUUCGUUGUUGAAAACAGAAAUGGAGAAACUCCGCGAUGAAACUAAGAGCUUGAGGGAAACAAUUAAGAAGGCUGCUUGUUCUAAUUGUGGGUUUGCUACCUCUAGCAAAGAUGCAUCUGUAGCAACUGAGGAACAACAACUAAGAAUUGAAAAUGCCAGACUCAAGGCCGAGAUUGAAAAACUUCGAGUAGCUGUGGGAAAAUGCCCUCCUGGAACAUCACCAUCGAACUCCUCUUGUUCUGCAUCCGGAAAUGACCAAGAGAACAGAAGCUCUUUAGACUUUUACUCUGGUAUUUUUGGGCUUGAGAAGUCGAGAAUUAUGGAGAUUGUCAAUCAAGCCAUGGAAGAGCUUAAAAAGAUGGCCUCUGCUGGGGACCCGCUUUGGAUUCGUAGUGUUGAGACUGGUCGUGAGAUACUUAAUUAUGAUGAAUACAUGAGAGAGUUUUCUGUUGAUAAUUCUAGCAAUGGGCGCCCAAAAAGGUCUAUUGAGGCCUCGAGAGAGACUAGUAUUGUGUUUGUGGAUCUUCCCCGGCUUGUUCAGAGUUUCAUGGAUGUGAAUCAAUGGAAGGAGAUGUUUCCAUGCAUGAUAUCGAAAGCAGCUACUGUCGAUGUUAUCUCCAAUGGAGAAGGUCCCAACAAGAGUGGCGUUGUUCAAUUGAUGUUUGCAGAGCUGCAAAUGCUCACACCAAUGGUGCCAACCAGAGAAGUUUAUUUUGUCCGAUUUUGCAAGCAACUGAGUGCUGAUCAGUGGGCAAUUGUUGACGUAUCUGUUGACAAAGUUGAAGACAACAUUGAUGCAUCCCUUGUAAAAUGCAGAAAACGUCCUUCUGGUUGCAUCAUUGAGGAUAAAUCAAACGGCCACUGUAAGGUGGUUUGGGUAGAACAUUUGGAAUGUCAGAGAAGUAUUGUUCCAACCAUGUACCGUUCGAUAGUUAAUAGUGGUAUAGCCUUUGGUGCAAGGCAUUGGAUUGCAACAUUACAGCAGCAAUGUGAGCGGCUUGUGUUUUCCAUGGCUACAAAUGUUCCAACUAAAGAUUCAAAUGGUGUAGCAACAUUGGCGGGGAGGAAAAGCAUUUUGAAGUUGGCACAAAGAAUGACAUGGAGCUUUUGUCGUGCUAUUGGAGCCUCAAGCUACCAUACAUGGACCAAGGUAUCGACUAAAACAGGUGAUGACAUAAGGGUGGCUUCUAGGAAGAACUUAAAUGACCCGGGAGAACCCCUUGGGGUGAUCAUGUGUGCAGUUUCAUCCGUAUGGUUGCCCGUGUCUCACCAUGUUCUGUUCGAUUUCAUCAGAGACGAAGCCCGUCGAAACGAGUGGGAUAUCAUGUCAAAUGGAGGUCCAGUACAAUCCAUUGCGAACUUGGCCAAAGGACAGGAUCGAGGCAAUGCAGUCACUGUCCAAACGAUGAAGUCGAAAGAGAACAGUAUGUGGAUACUACAAGAUAGCUGUACCAAUGCCUAUGAAUCUAUGGUGGUCUACGCUCCAGUGGACAUCACUGGAAUGCAGUCGGUGAUGACAGGUUGUGAUGCCAGCAACAUUGCCGUAUUGCCUUCGGGUUUCUCAAUUCUUCCAGACGGGUUGGAGUCAAGGCCUAUGGUGAUCACUUCUCGACCAGAGGAGAAAAGCACAGAAGGAGGAUCAUUGCUUACCAUAGCAUUCCAAAUCCUCAUCAAUACCUCUCCCACAGCCAAAAUAACUAUGGAGUCUGUGGAGUCUGUCAACACUCUAAUAUCAUGCACGGUGCGAAACAUAAAGACAAGCUUGCAGUGUGAAGAUGGUUGAUUGUCAUUAGUUUUUUUAGAGAUUGAUAGGGAGACUAACUAAUUGUAAAGUUCAUAGAUUUAAGGUUUUCUUAAUUAAUUUUUUAUUUCCCGAGCAA
Camellia sinensis is the source of this 2495-nucleotide messenger RNA. RefSeq names its product HD-ZIP IV family of homeobox-leucine zipper protein with lipid-binding START domain-containing protein (gene GL2). Gene Ontology annotation, molecular function: DNA binding; DNA-binding transcription factor activity, RNA polymerase II-specific; lipid binding. The record is from RefSeq and is a predicted model, not a curated record. NCBI's taxonomy places the organism in Eukaryota, Viridiplantae, Streptophyta, Magnoliopsida, Ericales, Theaceae. Gene Ontology annotation, biological process: regulation of DNA-templated transcription.